Molecule: messenger RNA, 4716 nt
Organism: Acanthochromis polyacanthus (spiny chromis)
Lineage: Eukaryota; Metazoa; Chordata; Actinopteri; Pomacentridae
Product: terminal nucleotidyltransferase 5A-like
Exons: 2
Coding region: 1-1284 (427 amino acids)
Biological process (GO): mRNA stabilization
Molecular function (GO): RNA binding; poly(A) RNA polymerase activity
Source: RefSeq, a predicted model, not a curated record
AUGCCGCAGCUCCAGCCGGAGUUUACGGAAAGUUUCACAUCCUCCCGCCCGCCGCCUCUUCUCGACAUGGACGGGAGCGGGACGGACGGCGAGAGCAUCAGCCUCAGCGUGCUCAACUGGGAGCAAGUGCAGCGGCUGGACGCCAUCCUCACCGGCUCCAUCCCGAUCCACGGCCGCUGGAGCUUCCCCACGCUGGAGGUGAAGCCGCGGGACAUCGUCAAGGUGGUCCGGAGCCGCAUGGAGGAGAAGCGGAUCCACGUCCGGGAGGUGCGCCUGAACGGAUCCGCGGCCAGCUACGUGCUGCACGAAGACAGCGGGCUGGGAUGGAAGGAUCUGGACUUAAUAUUCUGCGCGGAUCUGAAGGGAGAGAUGGAGUUCCAGAUAGUGAAAGAUAUCGUCCUGGACUCUCUGCUGGACUUCCUGCCGGAGGGAGUGAAUAAGGAGAAGAUCACACCAGUGACCUUAAAGGAGGCGUACGUUCAGAAGAUGGUGAAGGUGUGCAACGACUCGGACCGCUGGAGCCUCAUCUCGCUCUCCAACAACCGCGGCAAAAACGUGGAGCUGAAGUUCGUGGACUCGCUGCGGCGGCAGUUUGAGUUCAGCGUGGACUCCUUCCAGAUCCGCCUGGAUUCGCUGCUGCUCUUCUACGAGUGCUCAGAGCACCCGAUGGCCGCCACCUUCCACCCCACCAUCCUGGGCGAGAGCGUCUACGGCGACUUCCCCACCGCCCUCGACCACCUGCGCCGGCGCCUCAUCUGCACGCGGAGCCCCGAGGAGAUCCGGGGCGGCGGCCUGCUGAAAUACUGCCACCUGCUGGUCCGGGGUUUCCGCGCAGCGUCGGACGGCGAGAUGAAGCUGCUGCAGCGCUACAUGUGCUCGCGCUUCUUCAUAGACUUCCCCGACGUGGGCGAGCAGCGGCGGAAGCUGGAGUCAUACCUGCAGAAUCACUUCGUGGGCCUGGAGGACAGGAAGUACGACUACCUGGCCACGCUGUACGACGUGGUGCAGGAGAGCACCGUGUGCCUGAUGGGCCACGAGAGGCGCCAGACGCUCAGCCUCAUCUCCUCGCUCGCCCUCCGGGUCCUGGCCGAGCAGAACGCCAUCCCCAACGCCGCCAACGUCACCUGCUUCUACCAGCCGGCGCCCUACGUGUCGGACGGCAACUUCAGCAACUAUUACGUGGCGCAGGUGCAGCCGGUGUACUCGUGUCCGCCGUCGAAGCCUCAGCAGUACCUCAGCCUGUCGCAGCAUCCCAUGUACGCCACCUGGUUGCCCUGUAACUGAACGGUUUUAUCUCGUAAAUGAGGCGAGGAAACACGGGAGGCGACAUUAAGGAAGGGAACCUGGAUGGGACCAGCUGGGUUCUGGUUUCACAUGCUGGAAGAGGCCGAUCUGGAAGUUGGACCGAACCGAGGAGAUGUCUUUGACAGUUUGAACAUCUUCACAUACAGCCGCAAAGAGUAGCAGAGGACACACAAGAAGACGCAUUAAGAUAUUUCCCAUGUGUACUGUGGGAAUGUGUGCUAAUGUGUGCUAAUAUGUGUGAAUGUGUGUGCUAAUGUGAUGUAAUGUGUGUGAAUGGGAGCUAAUGUGAGCGAAUGUGAGCUAAAGUGUGUGAAUGGGAGCUAAUGUGAGCGAAUGUGAGCUGAUGUGUGUGAAUGUGUGUACUAAUGUGAGCUAAUGUGUGUGAAUGGGAGCUAAUGUGAGCUAAUGUGUGCUAAAGUGUGUGAUUAUGUGCUAAUGUGAGCUAGUGUGUGUGAAUGUGUGCUAAUGUGAGCUAGUGUGUGUAAAUGUGUGCUAAUGUGAGCUAGUGUGUGUGAAUGUGUGCUAAUGUGAGCUAGUGUGUGUGAAUGUGUGCUAAAGUGUGUUUGAAUGUGUGCUAAUGUGAGCUAAUGUGUGCUAAAGUGUGUUUGAAUGUUUGCUAAUGUGAGCUAAUGUGUGCUAAUGUGUGUUUGAAUGUGUGUGAAUGUGUGCUAAUGUGAGCUAAUGUGUGUGAAUGUGUGCUAAUGUGUGUGAAUGUGUGUUAAAGUGUGUUUGAAUGUGAGCUAAUGUGUGCUAAUGUGUGUUUGAAUGUGUGCUAAUGUGAGCUAAUGUGUGAAUGUGUGCUAAAGUGUGUUUGAAUGUGUGCUAAUGUGAGCUAAUGUGUGUGAAUGUCUGCUAAAGUGUCUUUGAAUGUGUGCUAAAGUGUGUGUUCACAGGCAAUGCAAAGAAAAAGAGGAACUGGAUACUGUUUACAAAUCCAAAAUCUACUUUGAUAUUCAAGUUUUUCUGAACUCUGAGAGCAAAAACAAACAACAAAACAAUGCAUGCUUUAUUUCUGUCCAGGAAUAACGUUGUUCAAAGUGCCUAGAUGAAGCCUAAAGGGAAGAGCUGUUUUGGUGAUUCUUUAGAGGACUGUCCACUUUGACCGAGGCGGUAGUGAAUGUACCGAGGGUUUAGCUAGUUUUAGUCAAAGACUCUUAUCAGCCGUCCUUGCUGGACGAGUACACAUCCUGAUUACCAAAGAGGAAGUAACAGCGUAAUCUCAUCAUCUGUAGAAGCGGGUGAAGGGGGGGAGGUGGGUGAAACUAAAAUGCUUAUAAGUAGAUUUGAAAGAAAAGAAAGAAGUUUGGCUGCAAGGAAGAACCAAAAAGAGAGAUUUCUUCUAGCUUUUCUUGUUGUUUUUUUUGUUUUUUUUGCUGAAUGCGUCCACAAACAGGCAACCAAAACCCCAAUCUAAUCAUAAAUCCAACAAAAAGGCAAUCAAUUAACAGAUCUGACAUCUCCAGCAGGAUAGAUCUGCGCUUACAGGAACCCUGUGGAGUUUUUGCCUCUGAGCAAACAAGAAGCAGUGUUUGCAUUUGGAGUUACUCACCAGAAAUCGCUGGGUGUUUCCUCGACACAGCAGCAGAGUGUUAGCAAAGUGCUGCAAGUGUUUCCUCAUACGAAAGGUGAGGAAAAAAAGCUCUACAGGAAACCUUUAACUUGCAAAACAGACAGAAACAUGCAAUGUGUAAUGGAGGCGGCCAGUUUUUUAGAAAUUAUACUGGAAAGUUGUAAAAGAAAUUUCUAAAUCAGCAAUGUGCACGUACAGAAUACAGAGAUACUGAACUGUGCAUGUACAGAACGAGUUUAAUUAGAGGGUCAAUUGAUUUUCUGCUGCAAGAGCUCAAAGAAAAUGAUGACUUUUAAAGAAAAAAAAUGGCCCCCUGUGUGCUUCCUACAGCCUUGUUAGUUUAAAUAAAUCCAAAAUCAACAUGAAAAGCUGAUAUUUGGAGCAUAUUAAGUAAUUUAAACCUGAUUCUGAGCAGAACAGCUGCACAAAUUCAUCUGAUUUCCAAAAAUAAAACUGGUGAUCCAGCACAAAAACCUUCCAAGACACGAGUUAGCUGCAGGCUUUGGAUAAUUUAAUGUGUUUCCGCAGACAAAAGGCAAAAAAACAGGGAACCUUUAACUUGCAAAACACAGAGAAACAUGCAAUGUGUAAUGGAGGCGGCCAGUUUUUUAGAAAUUAUACUGGAAAGUUGUAAAAGAAAUUUCUAAAUCAGCAAUGUGCACGUACAGAAUACAGAGAUACUGAACUGUGCAUGUACAGAAUGAGUUUAAUUAGAGGGUUAAUUGACUUUCUGCUGCAAGAACUCAAAGAAAAUGAUGACUUUUGGAGACAAAAAUGGCCCCCUGUGUGCUUCCUACAGCCUUGUUAGCUUAAAUAAAUCCAAAAUCUACAUUAAAAAGCUGAUAUUUGCAGCAUAUUAAGUCAUUAAACCUGAUUCUGAGCAGAACAGCUGCACAAAUUCAUCUGAUUUCCAAAGAUAAAACUGGUGAUUCAGCACAAAAACCUUCAAAGAGUGCAGUUUGUGGAUGAUCUAACAAAAACCUGCCGUUAGCAAAGUUUACACUCGAUCUGUUUGAACAAAACGCAGCUUCAACAGUCAGUCGGUGUGGAGUUGAGUUAAAAAAAAAAAACACAACAGUUUCAUCCUGGAAAAGUGUUGUUUUAGAGCUUUACUCCUCAUGAAAGUAACCUCUGAGAUCAUCCAAGCAAUGAGACUUUAAUGAGACCGGAUCGUAUCGACCGUCUAAUCGAUGUGGACGCUACAGAACCACACACCAGAUGAUCAUCUCUGAGCUCUUUUCCUGCAGCUUGAAGGCAUCCCAUCCUCCUGUUUGCAGUGUAAGAGUAAAUAAGAGAACAAAACCUGCUGCACCACAGAUGAUUGUUCCUGUUUAAUCCUCUCAGCUGUUCUCAGUGUGUCUCCUCCAGGAAAUAGUUUUCAAAAAUGUACAGACGAAUAACGAUCACGUGGAUUUCUGAGCGGCGAUAAAAAAAAACAGUCUGGACCGGUAGAAGUUGGCGACGAGAUGUAAAAUUUAUCAGCUUUGAACGUACAGCAUCUUCUUCAGAUCUCCUAUUUUUCUAUCGAUCUUCUAUUUUUGUACAGUUUGUGUUGGGUAGAAGCCGAGUCGUUGAAUCUAAGAGUAUUUUUUUGUUUGUUUGUUGUUUGUUUGUUGUGUUCUGGCUGAUGAAGAGCAGCGCCGUGGCUCAGUGGAGACCCUCUGCUGUUGGCCGUCUGUGCGCUCUGAGCUGUUUUCUUAUGUAUUUCUGUUGCUCUAAUGAGAUUGUUUCACUUUUCCUCAGUGUUUUUAACCGCAGUCCUGGUUUCGGACACGGAAAUAAUGAUCUGAUGAUUGUGUUCAAGUUGACCGACUUGAUGAUUAAAAGCGGAAAAUCAGAAA